UCCGCCCUCGAACAUUACACAGCGCCCCUAGAACCCGUCCGGCCCGAUGAACGACCCGACGCGCAGCAUCGUGAAGAUCUGGUCGGGGAUGGACUGGCCCGUCCAGAACUCCGUCAACAACCCGACGACGAGGAAGAACAUGGCCGUGCGCCCGUUGAUGAUCUCCGCCUCCUCCGAGAAUCCCGUCAUCCGACUGGCCUCCCAGGACCGGAACUCCUUGCGCCGGUCCCAGCUGGCCGCGAGCUUGUCGAGGGCCGUCGACUGCUUGGCGAGCGUGAUGUCGUCUAUUACAGCCUUGCCGGGGGCGGUCGACGCGGGCGCGGGCGGCGCGGCGGGCGCGGCGGGCUCGGCGUCGGCGGCCGUGCUGGCUAGUCGUCGUGGUGUGUGCCUCACCGGCGCGACGAGCGCGUUGGCGCUCAGUGCGAGUGCGAUGACAGCGGCAGCGCGCAUCGUCGGUGUGGUGGUGCUGUGUCUGUCGCUGACGACGGCCCGAAGGUCAGAUCUGGAGCCACGCUCGUUCCGAAGAGGGAUGCGUGGAUGCUCUUGCACGAUUACGUGACAAAUUCGCUCGUUCUAUGGGUGUUUAUCGAGCUGCACACGACCG
Molecule: messenger RNA, 604 nt
Organism: Pelagomonas calceolata
Lineage: Eukaryota; Pelagophyceae; Pelagomonadales; Pelagomonadaceae
Source: the annotation of a GenBank genome assembly